Moneuplotes crassus is the source of this 1162-nucleotide messenger RNA. The record is from the annotation of a GenBank genome assembly. NCBI's taxonomy places the organism in Eukaryota, Ciliophora, Spirotrichea, Euplotida, Euplotidae.
AUAUAAUUGACAAUCAGAAAAUAAUCAAUAGAGAUGUCUAAUCGGACAAAUUUAUUCAUCACUCAAGAUCCUUCGAGGUCGACUAAAUCCACUUUCUCAAGGAACCAGUCGUUGCCAUCAUUGAAAUUCAAGAAGAGCUCAAAUAUUCUAGAAUACAAGCGUAAACUUCAGGCCCAGCUAGAUCGGAUCAAGGAAGGAAAUGAGGAUAUUCAAAAGGCAAGUGGGAUGACUCAGUUGUGGAAAGAGAUGAGGAACAAAACCAUUGACUCCUGUAAUAACCUUACUGAUGGUCGCAUCAUCACGCCUGGUUCCAGAGCAGCCAGCACUGGUAAUGUUGAAGACCUUAAGAGCUGUGCCGAAGAACCUGAGGAAGAGAAGCAGCAAAGGCCAACAAUUCCUAAAAGAAAUCAAUCUGUUUUGAAAAUGAAGACACCGAAGUUAGCCAGAGAUGUUCUUGGCAAUUUGAUUCGAAGAAAAAUGAUGAGUCAAAAGUAUACGAAGGAUGGGUUAGAUUUAAGCAAGAUGAAUGCCUUCAAAGUUAUACAACUUAGAAAACAACAUAUUAAAGAUACUAAUCCUUCUGUCUUAAAUGAGGAUGAAUAUUUCGAGGACGACGGAGAAGUGACUCUUUUUAAGAGUAAUUCAAAAUUUGCACCUUCCAAGUCUACAAAAUUAAAAAACAAACUAAUUUCUACAAAAACCUUGCAACGGUACAAUUCUAUCAAGAAAGUGGCUUCACAGAACUACAUGAAAGCUAGGAGAGAAGUGUCCGAACAAAGCACUCAAAUGAAGAAAGUCCAUUCUCAAAACGACACCAAAGAAGUCCAACUGGGGAUGCAAAGGAAUCGUUCUCAGCCUACAAUCCUUCAUCACGAAUCUGUCCUUAGAGAUUGUAUCCAAGAUGUCAAGUUAAAAUAAGGAUAAAUUUUUCAGAGACAUGAAGAAAUUACGAAAGCAGUUUAAGAUUAUUCCGAAGAAUAACAAGGGCCAGCUUAACUUCUUCCAGAUGUCAACUGACCAAAUAAACAGCUAUUUCGACACAAAGAUCCAGAAGAUGAAUUCUUUGAAGCAUAGCUAUUCUGAUAGGUUCUUUGGCGAGAUUUUGAAGACCAAAAUGCAGAUAUUGUCCAAGUAUAGGUUCGAUGUAAGAGAUAAUAUAUAA